CAAAGGCUUCGUUACUCCGUUUGAACCGAACCACCACGAAGUAACUCGACGCGAUCGGUCGCUGACUAUGUCAUGAUGGCAAUCAUAUAUAAAGGCGGCCACAGGUCAUUACUUCUUUAUACCUCUCCUCCACAAAAUGGCAUCCGCUUCGGUUUCUCAAGGCAGAGUCGCGCUUGUCACGGGCGCUGGACAGGGCAUUGGCCGUGCCAUCGCACUCCGACUGGCAUCCGACGGAUUUGACGUCGCGCUCAAUGAUCUUCAGGCAAACGAAGUGAACCUCGUGUCUGCGCUCGCUGCUGUAGAGGCUUCUGGUCGGAAGGGCUGCUAUGUCUUUGCAGACGUUUCACAGGAAACCCAAGUUGAAGACAUGAUUUCACAAGUCGUUGAAAAACUAGGCGGGCUCGAUGUGAUGGUCUGCAACGCUGGAAUAUCCAUUAUGAAGUCUUUUUUCGACACUACUGUCGAGGACUUCGAUCGUAUAACCUCUGUAAAUCUGCGCGGCACGUUCUUGUGUUACAAGCACGCCGGAAAACAAAUGGUCGCUCAGGGAAGGGGUGGGAGGAUCAUUGGCGCGUGCUCGGGAACCGGGAAGAAAGGUCAGCCGCUGUUUAGUGCAUAUGCGGCCAGCAAGUUUGGUAUACGAGGACUGACCCAGGUUGCGGCUUUGGAACUCGGUCCUCACGGAAUUUCGGUCAAUUCUUUUGCCCCAGGGCCAGUGAAGACACCUAUGUAUGAUCAUUUCGAAACAAUUAUCGGUGCAUCCAAGGGAACUCUUGAGCAAGAGCUUAAUAAAUCAGCGGCUUUGGGUCGUAUUGCCCUGCCCGAGGAUAUCGCAGUUGUAGUAUCCUUCCUUGCAUCUAAGGAGGCAAGUCUCAUCACUGGUCAGACAAUUAAUGUCGAUGGUGGUAUCAUGUUCGACUAAGGGUUGCGUGUGUUCACUCUACGUUAGUUUGUCGGCUUGAUAUGUCAUCAUCGCUACUGUUUGCGAGGGGUUCUGUACUUAGUAAUCGCUCGUUAGUCUCUCAUCCUGUUACUAGAGACAUAUAUCCGCGUUGUAUUGGGAGC
Molecule: messenger RNA, 1065 nt
Organism: Desarmillaria tabescens
Lineage: Eukaryota; Fungi; Basidiomycota; Agaricomycetes; Agaricales; Physalacriaceae
Product: NAD(P)-binding protein
Exons: 10
Coding region: 137-922 (261 amino acids)
Molecular function (GO): oxidoreductase activity
Source: RefSeq, a predicted model, not a curated record